Molecule: messenger RNA, 720 nt
Organism: Hirsutella rhossiliensis
Lineage: Eukaryota; Fungi; Ascomycota; Sordariomycetes; Hypocreales; Ophiocordycipitaceae
Exons: 1
Coding region: 1-720 (239 amino acids)
Source: RefSeq, a predicted model, not a curated record
AUGAUUGCAUCCGUCCUCACUCUCGGCCUCUUGGGCCUGGCUGCUGCCGCUCCUGCAACUGUCAAAUCCCAAGCUACUCCGCACUAUCCCGAGACGUCAAAGUCCAACGGCUUCCACCUCGUCGUCAACGUUACCGAUGGCUCAAAGGACUUUAGUCCCUCGAUCCAAAACACGUAUGUUUCCAGCAUCCAUGUCGGCGCCGGCCUCGCCCUCGUCGGCAAUAUCGCCUCCCCCAGCAACGCCCGCAUCUUCUACCAAAACGGCACGGCCGACGAGCACCGCUACAGAAAGACAACCGUCAUCACCGACAGCGGCACUCCGUCUUUCCCCUCGGGCAUCAAGCUAGUGCGAGACAAGGGCUCCGACGCGGUCUCGACAGCCCACCUCGACGCCGGCCCCGGCACUUCCGGCAUCGGGCUCACUGGCUUCCCCGAGCCCUACGUCUUCCUCAACCCCGAGACAUGGCUUGCCUGCAACGAGAGCAUCCCCUACUACCAGAACAAAUACUUCAUCAUCUUCAAGCAGGCCAAUACCACGGUCGGCAAAGACGGCGGCAUCAACCGCAAUGUGCCCAAGGACUGCGCUCCCGUCCGCCUGAUUCCUGAAUGCACCAAGCUUAACGACCUCCCCAGCGGCUCCUACUCGAGCCACGACUUUGCCAUCGAGGACAGGUGCUACGGGGACGUCAAGUUGAUCAAGUGGAGCGAGUACGGGCCCUAG